Magallana angulata is the source of this 1064-nucleotide messenger RNA. RefSeq lists its product as uncharacterized. The coding region runs from base 6 to 1055 and encodes 349 amino acids. The transcript has 5 exons. The record is from RefSeq and is a predicted model, not a curated record. NCBI's taxonomy places the organism in Eukaryota, Metazoa, Mollusca, Bivalvia, Ostreida, Ostreidae.
UUCACAUGCGGAACUUCAUCACAGCCAAAAUAUUGAAAGUCGAAAGCCCAAUCAAAUACAAAAACAAAAAAAGUGAGGAGGGAACUAUGUUGAAAGCACUCAUUGCAGACGAAACAGCAUCAGCUAAAUGUUUAGCUUAUGACCCAAAGAUGUUCCCUUUAUUCCAAAAGGAUGAAUGCAUUGUAUUACAUGAUAUUAUUAAAAAAACAGAUGGGGUUUUAAUCAUUACGCAUGGGUCUACAGUUUUCGCAACAGCCAAAGACACUGUCACUGUUCCAGCUACAAUACUUAGUGCAGUUCAAGAAGCUUCAGAAUCCAAGGAUGUCAGUAUUCUUAUAGCAGCAACAUCACCAGUCAAACAAGAAUUUAGUGUGAAAGGAAAAGUAGUCAGUGUUGGACAAUUGACAACAAAGAGAAAGAGGUCAAGCAAUGAAGAAAUUCCUUUCAAGCAGUUGAAGUUGAAAGACAAAUCCAGCUCUAUUAAAGUAGCACUCUGGAGGGAUUUAGCCACCACACCCAUAGAAAAGGGAAAUUAUGUCCAUCUCAAAAUUUUUUAUAAAACUUCUACAUUUGACUCCAAGAAAGAAGACCAAGUUCCAGUUUUGUCAAAUUCAACAAACAAAUCAGCUGUACUGUUCCUCCAGCCUCACUCAGACAUUUCUUCUUCCGAAGAAGACAUUCCAGAAGAAGACAACAACCAUGUCGGUCAGAUAUACGGCAUACAGAACAUUUACACCUACAGAUGCUGCAUUAAUGAAAAAUGUACGAAGAAAAAGAUCAACGAAAUGAUGACCUGCACAAAUUGCCAUAUCAAAUACAGUGACACUAGUGCCGGACAUGCUGCUGUUGUUAAACUUCUAAUGAAGAACAGCAGAAAUAAUAUGCAGAUUUUCACAGCCUUUACAGAUGCCAUUGAACAACUAUUCACAUCAAUGGGGAAAACUGCAAACUUUUCUGAUGCCGUAAUACUCCUCCAAACCUUUAAAGAACUCUUACCAGUUCCUGUGAAAUACACCCCAAAGGGUGACAAAAUUUCCUCAUUGCAAGCUGUUUAGACAGUAAAC